UAAAGACGCAAAUGAAAGUGCAUUAAGUGGUUUCAACUGUACUGAAAGUUCUGUAAAUAUUUCGUCAGAUGAUAGCAACAUGAAGCAACACUUUUAUGUCAUUUCUUUAUUAAGAACAGAAUUUACAAAUCUUCUGACGGAAAAAGUAUAUAAACGUAACGUUAUUAAUGCAGGAAAAACAUAUUAUCGUUUGCGAACAGUUUUACAACCUGGCAAGUGGCAAGAAAUGAUAACUGAUAAAUUUUGGGAAGCCACGCAUAUGAAAUGUGGUUUUCAAUUCAAAAAUCAUUAUAUUUCUGGCGAUGCUAAAUCUGGCGUUAUUAAUGAUUGUAAUUUUAACGAUAUAAAUAACAAUAUAAAUGUAUAAAUAUAAAUACAAAUAAA
Messenger RNA from Solenopsis invicta (red fire ant), 384 nucleotides. RefSeq lists its product as uncharacterized. The coding region runs from base 80 to 367 and encodes 95 amino acids. The transcript is spliced from 2 exons. Lineage: Eukaryota; Metazoa; Arthropoda; Insecta; Hymenoptera; Formicidae. The record is from RefSeq and is a predicted model, not a curated record.